This is a messenger RNA of Aphidius gifuensis, 1436 nucleotides long. RefSeq names its product deoxynucleoside kinase (gene dnk). Gene Ontology annotation, cellular component: cytoplasm; mitochondrion. Lineage: Eukaryota; Metazoa; Arthropoda; Insecta; Hymenoptera; Braconidae. The record is from RefSeq and is a predicted model, not a curated record. Gene Ontology annotation, biological process: nucleobase-containing compound metabolic process. Gene Ontology annotation, molecular function: ATP binding; deoxynucleoside kinase activity. Bases 151 to 933 code for a protein of 260 amino acids. The transcript is spliced from 4 exons.
UGAUGAAAUACCGAAUGAAAAAAAAUAGUCAUAAAAUCCACGUGUUUUUAUUAAUUUUUCAAUAAUCGAAAAACGUAUUAGUUAAUUGAUCCUCCAUUUUCGAUUUUUCAUAAUACAAUUAAAAUUUAUAAAAUAAAUAAUUAGUGAAUCAUGUCGUUACUUGGAAGAUUAACAUCAAGGUUUCUGGUCAAAAUGUCUCCAUGCAAAAAUCAAAAACGUCCAUUUACUGUGUGUAUUGAGGGAAAUAUUGGAAGUGGAAAAACAACAUUUCUCAAUAAUUUUAAACAAUUUAAUAAUACAUUAGUUUUACAAGAGCCUGUUGAACUUUGGAGAAAUGUUGAGGGAAAUAAUUUAUUGGAAUUGAUGUACUCAAAUCCAGAAAGAUAUGCAUGUCUUUUUCAAUCUUAUGUUCAAUUAACAAUGCUUCAAUUGCACACAAUGAAAACACAUUUACCUUACAAAGUCAUGGAAAGAUCUGUUUACAGUGCAAGAUGUUUUAUUGAACAUAUGAAACGUGCAAAUACAGUUAAAGAUUUUGAAGCAACAGUACUUGAAAAAUGGUACGAUUGGUGUGUUAACAAUGCUGCCAUUGAAACUGAUCUUAUUGUGUACUUAAGAACAACACCAGAAAUUGUUUACAAAAGAAUGCGUCAACGUGCACGUAAAGAGGAAGACUGUGUGUCUCUUGAGUAUCUCAAACAAAUUCAUGAUAUACAUGAAGCAUGGUUAUAUCAUCGUACAUUAUUUGACGUACCAGCACCAGUUAUUGUACUUGAAGGUGAUCAAUCAAUGCAAGAAAUGUUUGUACAAUUUGAAUCUUGUAAAAAUGAUAUUUUUUCAAGACAACGAGAUGUUGAAAGAGACACUAGAAUAACAUCUGGUCUUAAUUCAUCUGUAACACCAACUAAAAUUCAAGCUGGUGCAUCAGAUUAAUUAUCAAUUAUUAUUUUAAAAAUAAUUAAUAUUUAUAAAAAUGGAUCAAAUUAAUUAGCUCAUCAAAUGAGUUUUAUUUUUAUUUUUUUUCAAACAAUAAUUAGAUAAAUUUUGACGACAUGCAAUUAAUUGUUUGAGAAAAUAUGGCUAUUUUUUAAUUUAAAAAAAGAAACAGUAAAAUUGAUUACUCUUUUUAUAUUAUUAAUAAUUUCAUUGCAAUUUAUUUUUUUUGUAUUGACGUAUAGUACACUACACUAUUCAAUUUGACAAUUUUUAUUUAAUUCUAAAAAUCGUCAUAACAAUUAAACUUGAAAAUUUAUAAUUUUGAAAAAUAACCAAAGGUGACAAACAAUUAUUUAUUAUUCGGAUAAAAAAGUGAUAUUAAUAAGCAAAUUAAUUUGAUUAAUAUUAUUAGUAUAAUUAUAUUUUUAUAAGUUUAAAAUAUUAUCAAUUAUAAAAUAAAAAUAAACAUAAAUAAAUGAAAUAUAUACAAAUAAAUUACU